AGGAGCGCUGUGCGCCCUGGGUCCUGCGCGGCAGACUCUGCUCUCAGCGACCGCCGCGGUUCCCCAAGAGGCAGACGCUCCAGCCGUCCAAGGCGCGCCGCCGCCGCCGGGUUUGAGGUCCCGAGUCUUGCUCCGUGCUGCCAGCGCUGCCCACAGGAACUCUGUGAGAGGGGCCCCAUCUCUGCUCCAUCUCCUCCUUCCGGAACAUGCCGAUAGAGUUGAUGCAAGAGCUGAAGUUGAUCACGAUGCUAAAAAACAAACAAACAAAAAAACCCAAAAAUUCCUACUUAAAGAUAAAUGGAAGAACGUGUAUGUGAGACAGAUCAGUCAACUGUUCCCACCUGUACCACUUGGAGGAAAGAUAAAACAGAUCAGAGGAGUCUCAGCCUCUGCGUCUGAAAGGAUUGGGCUGAAGGACACAAGCUACAGACGCCGGGGGUCUUCCCCGGUGAUUUCCAUCCACCGGUGACAUGAACGGAGCAGGAAGACACGGGCCCCUCCCCGGCUGACCCCGAAGUCCCGGCUGGCUUCUGGGGACUCACACACGGGUCCCCGUGCACAACGCGCACCGCAUGGGGCUUUCCGGGGCGCCCCGCCGGCAUGGGAGCCACCGAGAGGCCGCCCUGGUCCUUGACUGCCGCGCUGACCCUCAGCUGGCUCACCCUGGCCCGCCUCCCGGGGGCCGCACCCACAGUGGCCACCGAGUGCCCUGACCAGAGCCCCGAGCUGCAGCCCUGGACGCCCGGGCACGACCCGGACCACCGCGUGCACAUCGGCCGGGGCCGGACGCUGCUGCUCACGUCUUCUGCCACGGUGCAUUCCGUCCACAUCACAGAUGGAGGCAAGCUGGUCAUCAAGGACCAUGCGGAGCCGAUUGUCCUUCGGACCCGGCACAUUCUGAUCGACGAGGGCGGGGAGCUGCACGCGGGCAGCACGCUCUGCCCCUUCCAGGGCGACUUCAGCAUCGUUCUGUACGGCAGGGCGGACGAGGGCGUGCAGCCGGACCCCUACUUCGGCCUCAAGUACGUGGGCGUGGGCCGCGGUGGCACGCUGGAGCUGCACGGCCGCAGGAAGCUGUCCUGGACCUUCCUCAACAAGACGCUCCACCCGGGCGGCAUGCAGGAGGGCGGCUACUUCUUCGAGAGGAGCUGGGGCCACCGCGGAGUCAUCGUCCACGUCAUCGACCCCAAGUCGGCCACGGUCCUCCAUUCUGACCGGUUCGACACCUAUCGAUCCAAGAAGGAGAGCGAACGUCUGGUCCAGUAUUUGAACGCGGUGCCCGAGGGAAGGAUCCUCUCCGUCGCGGUGAAUGAUGAAGGUUCUAGAAACCUGGACGACACGGCCCGGAAGGCGAUGACCAAACUGGGCAGCAAACAUUUUCUGCACCUGGGAUUUAGGCACCCUUGGAGUUUUCUGACUGUGAAGGGGAACCCCUCCUCUUCGGUGGAAGACCACAUCGAAUACCACGGACACCGAGGCUCGGCCGCCGCCCGGGUGUCCAAGCUCUUCCAGACGGAGCACGGCGAGCAUUUCAACGUGUCCUCGUCCAGCGAGUGGGUCCAAGGUGAGGCGCGCGGGGCGACCCGGCAACACCCAGCGGGGGGUUACAGGCCAGGGGUCACCGUCUCUGCAGAACAAGGACUUUCCUCUGGCACCAGCAGACCCCCAGGACAGCAAAGCGGCCUCGUCCACGCUCACGAGAGGCGAGAGAAGCAGGAUUCCAGCCCUUUCCAGAAGGCGCCCAACACGUCCAUCGGCCAGGAGUCCGAGGCCGUUGCAGAUAGUCGUGCAGCGGGGACGGUUUUAGUUUGUGAGCGUACAUUUAGAACGUUAAUCACCGCCUUCCUUCUUCGUUACAAAAAAAAAACCGGCUCGCCCUGUAAUUUCCUUUGUCGUUCCCAGGCCACGACGGCGGACGGCGUCGGCCUCAGCGCCGAGGUCGUCUACAAGAAAGGCCAGGAUUACAGGUUCGCCUGCUACGACCGCGGCCGGCCCUGCCAGAGCUACCGCGUGCGCUUCCUCUGCGGGAAGCCUGUGAGGCCCAAGCUCACGGUCACCAUCGACACCAACGUGAACAGCACCAUCCUGACCCUGGAGGACGACGUGCGGUCGUGGAAGCCCGGAGACACCCUGGUCCUGGCCAGCACGGACUUCUCCAUGUACCAGGCGGAAGAGUUCCAGGUGCUUCCCUGCAAGGCCUGCGCCCCCAACCAGGUCAAGGUGGCAGGGAAGCCGCUGUACCUGCACAUGGGCGAGGAGGUGGACGGCGUGGACAUGCGGGCCGAGGUCGGGCUGCUGAGCCGGAACAUCGUGGUCAUGGGCGAGAUGGAGGACGGGUGCUACCCCUACAGCAAGCACCUCUGCAGCUUCUUUGACUUCGACACCUUUGGCGGCCACAUCAAGUUUGCGCUGGGGUUCCGGGCGGCGCACUUGGAGGGCGUGGAGCUGAAGCACAUGGGGCAGCAGCUGCUGGGCCAGUACCCGAUUCACUUCCACCUGGCCGGCAACCUGGACGGCCGGGGAGGCUACGACCCGCCCACCUACGUCCGGGACCUGUCCAUCCACCACACGUACUCGCGCUGCGUCACCGUCCACGGCUCCAACGGCCUGCUGGUCAAGGACGUGGUGGGCUACGACUCGCUGGGCCACUGCUUCUUCACGGAGGACGGGCCGGAGGAGCGCAACACCUUCGACCACUGCCUGGGCCUGCUGGUCAAGGCCGGCACGCUGCUGCCCUCCGACCGCGACAGCAGGAUGUGCAAGGCCAUCACCGAGGACUCCUACCCCGGCUACGUGCCCAAGCCCAGGCAGGACUGCAAUGCUGUGUCCACCUUCUGGAUGGCCAACCCCAACAACAACCUCAUCAACUGCUCGGCGGCCGGGUCCGAGGAAACCGGCUUUUGGUUCAUCUUCCACCACGUGCCAACGGGCCCCUCUGCGGGAAUGUACUUGCCCGGCCACUCGGAGCACAUCCCGCUGGGGAAGUUCCACAACAACCGUGCCCACUCCAACUACCGGGCUGGCAUGAUCAUAGACAACGGGGUCAAAACCACGGUGGCCUCCGCCAAGGACAAGCGGCCCUUCCUCUCUGUCAUCUCUGCCAGGUACAGCCCCCACCAGGACGCCGACCCGCUGAAGCCCCGGGAGCCGGCCAUCAUCCGGCACUUCACCGCCUACAAGAACCAGGACCACGGCGCCUGGCUGCGCGGCGGGGACGUGUGGUUGGACAGCUGCCGGUUCGCCGACAACGGCAUCGGCCUGACCCUGGCCAGCGGCGGGACCUUCCCGUACGACGACGGCUCCAAGCAGGAGGUGAAGAACAGCCUGUUCGUGGGCGAGAGCGGCAACGUGGGCACGGAGAUGGUGGACAACAGGAUCUGGGGCCCCGGCGGCCUGGACCACAGCGGGCGCACCCUCCCCAUCGGCCAGAAUUUUCCGAUCAGAGGCAUCCAGUUCUACGACGGCCCGGUCAACAUCCAGAACUGCACUUUCCGGAAGUUCGCGGCGCUGGAGGGCCGGCACACCAGCGCCCUGGCCUUCCGCCUCAACAACGCCUGGCAGAGCUGCCCGCACAACAACGUGACGGGCAUCACCUUUGAGGACGUCCCGAUCACUUCCAGAGUGUUCUUCGGAGAGCCGGGGCCCUGGUUCAACCAGCUGGACAUGGACGGGGACAAGACGUCCGUGUUCCACGACGUGGACGGCUCCGUGUCCCAGUACCCCGGCUCCUACCUCACCAAGCACGACAACUGGCUGGUGCGGCACCCGGACUGCAUCGCCGUGCCCGACUGGCGGGGCGCCAUCUGCAGCGGGCACUACGCACAGAUGUACAUCCAGGCCUACAAGACCAGCAACCUGCGGAUGAAGAUCAUCAAGAACGACUUCCCCGGCCACCCCCUGCACCUGGAGGGCGCCCUCACUCGCAGCACCCACUACCAGCAGUACCAGCCCGUCGUCACGCUGCGGAAGGGCUACACCAUCCACUGGGACCACACGGCGCCCGCGGAGCUCGCCAUCUGGCUCAUCAACUUCAAUAAGGGCGACUGGAUCCGUGUGGGGCUGUGCUACCCGCGGGGCACCACCUUCUCGGUCCUCUCGGACGUGCACAACCGCCUGCUGAAGCAGACGUCCAAGACGGGCACCUUCACCAGGACCCUGCAGAUGGAGAAGCUGGAGCUCGGCCACCCCGGCAGGAGCCACUACUACUACUGGGACGAGGACUCAGGGCUGCUGCUCCUGAAGCUGAGGGCCCAGAACGAGAGGGACAAGUUCGCCUUCUGCUCCGUGAAAGGCUGUGAGCGGAUCAAGAUCAAGGCCCUCCUCCCCAGGAACGCCGGCGUCAGCGACUGCACGGCCGCGGCCUACCCCCGCUUCGCCGAGAGGGCCACGGUGGACGUGCCCAUGCCCCGGAAGCUCUCUGGUCCCCAGCUGAAGACCGGCGACCGCUUCCUGGAGGUGAAGAUGGAGAGCUCCCGGCAGCACUUCUUCCACCUGCGCAGCGACGGCGCCUACAUCGAGGUGGACGGGCGGAGGUACCCCGGCACGGAAGAUGGCAUCCAGGUGGUGGUGGUCGACGGGCGCCAGGGCCACGUGCUGAGCCACACAAGCUUCCGGAACGCCGUCCUGCAGGGCAUUCCGUGGCAGCUCUUCAACUACGUGGCGGCCAUCCCCGACAACUCCAUUGUUCUCGUGGUGUCCAAGGGAAGAUACGUCUCCAGGGGCCCGUGGACCCGCGUGCUGGAAAGGCUGGGGGCGGACAAGGGCGUCAAGCUGAAAGAGAAAAUGGCUUUCGUGGGCUUCAAAGGCAGCUUCCGGCCCAUCUGGGUGACUCUGGACACUGGGGACCACAAGGCCAAAAUCUUCCAGGUCGUGCCCAUCCCUGUGGUCAGGAAGAAGAGACUGUGAGGACAGCUACCACCCCGCGCCCCCGCGGUGGACUGUGACAGCGACUUUGGUGGCAGCCCGGGGCAGGACGGCCGGUCCCCCAGCCCUGCCCAGCGGCUGCCUGGGAAGGCCGAGUGUCGGCCCCGACGGGCAAGGGGCGGACGUCGGGGACCCUGGUGCUGCCACCUGCCCCCACCCAAGUGUCUACCUGCAGCCCCGGGGGCGGCGUUGGCCCCUGCGGGGAGCCUCCUCUCCCUGCGGCCUCUCGGGUGCUUCUCCCACCUGUGCCUCUCCGGCAGGGCGUGCGGGGGCGACAGGCAGAGACCCGUGUCCCGCUGGCUACAGAGGUCCCCGGCCCGCUAGGAUGUGGCCGGGAGGGCCAGCCGCUCACUGAUCCCGUGGUCCCUGCAGACACCUGAGGGCAGUGGACGCAGGAAGGGAGCCCUGGCUUUAAGGCAACCUCAAUCCCUGUGGGCAAGAACCGGCCUCACGGGAGUGGGAGCCGCUGCCCGUGGGGAGGGGGCCAGCCCUGCCUCCGGCCGUGCCCCACUGCUCAGGAGACCGGGAUUGGGACUAGGUGACUGUCAAAGGCCCGUGCGGCUCUGAGAGUCCAGAAGUCAGUGGCUUUUCACUUUGUCCGUGGGACCCAGCAGUGGGUGGGAACAUUCUCUGCAGCCACAUCCACGAUGCUGGGGCCCCGGGCACACGGGUGGAGCCAGGAGGACGGCCCCGGGCUAAGGCUUGCAGGCUGCUGGGGGCAGUCAGGGCUUUGCACGCUGACACCAGGCAGAGCCACAGGGAGGCACGGGAGAGACCGGCACCCAUCCGGGGGGAGGAUCGCACGGCUCGGUGGCCGGGAAGGCUUCCUGUAGGAGGCGGCAGUGGUGCAUUUUGCAAAUGAAGGGUGGGGCGCUUUGACGGGAGAGGUGAGGCGGCCUCUGGAGUGUCUCAGGGCUGAGCCCUCCCUGCCAACACAGGGCCACCCUUUGCCCUGGGCUCGCUGCCCUCCACGCCAGAGGGGAAGAGGGGCUGGGCUGCCAUGCCCACGGCACUGAGGGACUCCGUGCCCAGCUGGCCCUGCCUGUGACUCCGGAAGGCUGGACGCAGGUCCCCGGGGGUAAGCUCCCGCCCUGGGGCCUCAUCCGCACUCCCCCCAGGGAGCCGAGCAGGGAACUCACCUGGGGGGCCCCAGGACGUGCUCACACCCUGAGCUCGCGAUGUCAGAGCGGACAGGGCUUAGGAAAGAUCUAGUCCAGAGCCUCUGCAGUACAGACGGGAAAACGGGACCCGAGACGGGAAGAACCACACGGCCAGGGCAGGGCCCUGGGAGCCCCUCCCCCAGCAGCACUCGCUGCCCCACCAGACAGCUGGACAGCCGCCCAGAGCACCCGGCGCCUCCUACCGAGGUAGUUUCCCAAAACUGAGACAAGCCCCCUUGAGGGGAAGAAAAUAACCAGAACAGAGCGCUGCUGUCUCCUUCCGGCUCCUCUGCGCACACGACCCGCCCUCCCCCAGGUCCUGGGCGCCUGGCCUCACCGGGUGCCCACAGCCCGUCGUCCCACUGGUGCUACCUGGCCCUGCAGCGCUGCAGGCCCAGCCCUGGUCCUGCCAGCCCCUGCUCCCCGCUGGGCCACUCCAGCGAGGGCCGAAAGGCUCCCGGGAGAGGAAAGCCUGUCUGUGGCUCUCGCUCCCACGAGGCCCCGGGCCACACUUGUCCCGUGUUCCUGCCCGGCUGCACCUGAGGCUCAGCCUAGCGUCCCCGGGUGGGUGGAGCCAACUGCCGGAGGGCUCUUCCCCACCCAGCCGUCUUCCUGCCGCUGGGAGGUGACAAGGGGACUUUUAAGAUACGGCUGCUCCAAUGGCCAAAAUCACAGGAAGGACCUCGUCCGGGGAGAUUAGCGGUGACCUCAUGUCCUUCUUGUCUGCAGUUCGUUGGGUUUUGGAACUCAGUGGGUGCCAGGGUCUCACACUGUGAACCACUUAGGAUGUGACUGCUUCCAGGUGGCCAGGAAUGCUGAACGUCUUUGGCUCAGUUUAUUUCAAAAAAAAAAAAAAAAUAUAUAUAUAUAUAUAUAGAGAGAGAGAGAGAGAUUUGAAAGUUCUCAGAGGUUUUCGUGUUUAGCGGGAUCUGCACAUGAAACUUCCUUUCCUGAGCUACUCACCGAGAGCCAGCGUCUAGGCGUUUUUCUUGGUAGCACAAAUGUUCUUCUUGCUUAGAAAAUGGUUCUUGUCGUACUUCGCGAGAGUUAGAGCGAGGCAGGCCUUCGUGGAAAACAACAUUCCUCCGAAACGCUCUCGUCUUUCCACUGUCGCCGAAAUAGCUGGUCCUUUUUCGGGAGUCCGCUGUGCCCUGUGUUCUGUGUGUCACCUUCCUUGCGGGCGUCACCGUGAACAAAGAAAUACUUUCUAUUUAUUUAUUAUAUGUGCACUUCUAGAAGUCACUGUCAGAGAAAAUGAAGAAUUAUCUUGAACGUCCUGUUCGGGGAUGUCCUUUGUACGUUUGGAGGGCGUGCGCCCAGCGCCGGGCACGCCAGCUCUGGCUUGGAAAAUCUCGACGCACCGUAGUAAACACACGAAGGAUGUCA
This is a messenger RNA of Microcebus murinus (gray mouse lemur), 7469 nucleotides long. The record is from RefSeq and is a predicted model, not a curated record. NCBI's taxonomy places the organism in Eukaryota, Metazoa, Chordata, Mammalia, Primates, Cheirogaleidae.